Amphiprion ocellaris (clown anemonefish) is the source of this 5446-nucleotide messenger RNA. It is a transcript of the gene gys1, whose product is annotated as glycogen synthase 1 (muscle). The record is from RefSeq and is a predicted model, not a curated record. Gene Ontology annotation, biological process: glycogen biosynthetic process. Gene Ontology annotation, cellular component: cytoplasm. The transcript has 16 exons. Bases 164 to 2299 code for a protein of 711 amino acids. Gene Ontology annotation, molecular function: alpha-1,4-glucan glucosyltransferase (UDP-glucose donor) activity. Lineage: Eukaryota; Metazoa; Chordata; Actinopteri; Pomacentridae.
CCGCACGGCACGGAGCGCACGAAACCAACGUGAAUCGCUGACAUUUAAGUGAAGCCCCCGCCCCCCUUCUGCUGGCUCUCUGAUGUUUUCCUUUUUAAUGGACUGACUGCGACAGCUGUCAAUGCCUGGUUCAUCUCCGUGAAGUUAGGACAACGCCGGAGUAAUGCCGCUGGCUCGCAGCCUGUCUGUCACAUCCCUGUCGGGGCUGGAGGAGUGGGACGAGGAGUUUGAUUUGGAGGAUGCUGUUCUUUUUGAAAUUGCCUGGGAGGUCGCGAACAAAGUUGGAGGCAUCUACACCGUCAUCCAGACCAAAGCCCGUCUGACCGCGGAGGAAUGGGGGGAGAACUAUUUCCUGGUGGGUCCCUACGUGGAGAGCAAUGUGCGCACUCAGGUGGAGCUGAUCGAGCCCACCAACCCCGUGCUAAAGCGAACCAUUGACAAGAUGAACGCCAGUGGCUGUAAGGUCUACUUUGGCCGCUGGCUGAUUGAGGGCAGUCCUUAUGUUGUUCUAAUCGACGUUGCCUUCACUGCCUGGUCCCUGGACCGCUGGAAGAGCGAGCUGUGGGAGCUCUGUGACAUCGGCGUGCCCUGGUUCGACCGUGAGGCCAACGAUGCCGUAUUGUUUGGCUUCCUGACAGCUUGGCUUCUUGGAGAGUAUGUCGCCCAGAGCGAGGAGCCUCCAUAUGUUGUCGCCCAUUUCCACGAGUGGUUGGCCGGUCUGGGCCUGGUGUUGUGUCGACACAGACAGCUGCCUGUUGCAACCAUCUUCACCACCCAUGCCACACUGCUGGGACGCUACCUGUGUGCCGGAAAUGUGGAUUUCUAUAACAACCUUGCAGAGUUUAAUGUGGAUAAGGAAGCCGGCGACAGACAGAUCUACCAUCGCUACUGUCUGGAGCGAGCGGCUGCACACUGUGCCCACGUCUUUACCACAGUGUCACAAAUUACAGCCAUUGAGGCAGAACACCUGCUCAAGAGGAAACCAGACGUUGUCACUCCCAAUGGUCUCAACGUGAAAAAGUUCUCAGCCGUGCAUGAGUUUCAAAAUCUCCACGCUCAGAGCAAAAAUCGGAUCCAGGAGUUCGUCAGGGGACACUUCUACGGGCAUCUUGACUUCAACCUGGACAAGUGCUUGUUCCUUUUCAUAGCUGGAAGGUACGAAUUCUCCAACAAAGGAGCCGACCUCUUCUUGGAGGCUUUAGCCAGACUCAACUAUCUGCUGAGAGUCAACCACAGCGAUGUGACGGUCAUUGCAUUCUUCAUCAUGCCUGCUCGGACAAACAACUUCAACGUGGAGACGCUGAAGGGCCAAGCAGUCAGGAAGCAGCUCUGGGAUACAGCUCAGACUGUGAAGGAACGCUUCGGAAAGAAACUCUAUGAGUCUCUUCUAGUUGGACAGCUGCCAGAUGUGUCGAAGAUGCUGGACAAAGAGGAUUUCACCAUCAUGAAGCGUGCCAUCUUUGCGACUCAGAGACAGUGCCAGCCUCCAAUCUGUACCCACAACAUGCUGGAGGACAGCAGCGACCCAAUUCUCAACUGCGUCCGCCGCAUCGGCCUUUUCAACAGCUCCGCGGACAGAGUCAAGAUUAUUUUUCAUCCAGAGUUCCUGUCGUCCACCUCCCCUCUACUUCCGAUGGAUUAUGAGGAGUUUGUAAGAGGAUGCCACCUCGGCGUCUUCCCCUCUUACUAUGAGCCUUGGGGCUACACACCAGCUGAGUGCACGGUCAUGGGAAUUCCUUCUAUCUCUACCAACCUUUCGGGCUUCGGCUGUUUCAUGGAGGAGCACAUAGCAGACCCAACAGCCUAUGGUAUUUACAUCCUGGAUCGGCGGUUCCGGGGGGUUGACGAGUCAUGUAACCAGCUCACUUCGUUCCUGUUCCAGUUCUGCAAGCAGAGCCGGCGCCAGCGGAUUAUCCAAAGGAACCGGACCGAGCGCCUGAGUGACCUCUUGGACUGGAGAUACCUCGGCAGGUAUUACAUAUCUGCCCGUCAUAUGGCCUUGGCUAAAGCCUUUCCUGACACCUACCUGUAUGAACCUCAUGAUCCCACAUCGACUACAGGUUUCCGUUACCCCCGACCAGCCUCGGUGCCACCCUCUCCGGCUCUGUCCCGCCACUCCUCUCCCCGUCACAGCGAGGCCGAAGACAAUGACGAAGACGAGCGCUAUGACGAGGAUCUGGAGGCAGAAAAGGACCGAGUGAACAUCCGUCAGCCCUACUCCAUGCCGUUCAAAAACAAGUUGUCCACUGCCAACGGAGCCAAUGGGAGCAGUGAUGGUGAUGCAAGCGAGAAAAACUAAGAUGGACCCACACACGCAUACAGUACAUGCUACACCUCACUAGUGAAACUCCGUCUGUGGCAGUCGUUGCAGUCAUCCGUAUACUUGCAAAUGUUACAAAUGAGUGCAGUUGUGUGAAUGCACGCAAUGAAUUUGAUAUUGGCAUGUUGUGAAAAAAUUGCAUCACUGUCAGUGUCUUCCCGACCUGUGUGUACCUCAGACUUUUUACAAAUAUCCGUCAGUUUCGGCAUCGUUUCAGUUACACCAGCAGUGCAGCCAGUGAUAUGCUUUAGGGGAUAAAUGUAGCAGCUAAGAAAGGGUUAAAUGACAGCUCAAUGUGGAGAAAAAAAAUCAGGAUUGCUGGAUUUUAUAGUAUACCAACACUGGAUAACAUAGGUCUAAAGCAUUGGAAAAACUAACAGGAUUAUUAUGAGUUUCUGGAGAUGGGUUUUAUACUUAAUUCAAAGGUGGGUCAGAGCAGGGAAUACAACAAAACCCUCUUUUCUACCAGCUUGUCAUCUUAAUGCAUUUAAAGCAGAUUUAUUUUCCUGUGAGAAGUCCCACGUAAAGACGUUAGACUCUGUCAGCAUCUGUUCUCGUGUCUCACUUAUAUUGACGAUGUAGCGUUUCAAACACAAUUGUCCACCUUGUUGUAGCCUUUUUCUUUCUUUCUUUCUUUCUUUCUUUUUUCUAAUGCCUUGUUUACUACAAAACUUCCCAGAAUGGAAAUAAGAUGCUGAGCACACACAUGCACAGGUAGCAUCAGAAAAAAGAAAUACUGUCCUUUUGAGAAUAGCAUCAGCAGGUGUGUGUUUUUCAUUUCGUUUCUGCGCCUUAUUGUGUCAGUGAUGAUUGCUGGUGAACAACCUCAUACUCCUACAGUGUGUUUGUGUGUGUGGUGUGGAGAUGGUUUAUCCUCAGUUUGCUUGUAUUUAUAUGUGAAAGGAAAAGAGGUGGAAAAAAACAGGAUUGUGUUCUGAGAUGGCAUCUAUGUUUUUUGAGAUGGCAGAUCUAAGAGAAAGUGCUACAGAAGGAGCUAGAGGACAUCUUUAAUAUGUGGAAAAAGGUUUUACCAGGCGUUUACUCACUACUCCCUGUAAGAGUUGUAUCAUUUGCUACAAUCUUGCACCUGAUGAACUUAUAAUAAAGCCGAAAUAUAUAUAUAUAUUUCAGAUAUAUGAUGUAAAUACACCUGUUAGUGUUUUACAAAUAAUGUCUCUUCUUUCAUUGUGCACAUGCAGUUUAUUGAAACACAUAUCCAAGAGUCUGUAUGGUUUUCACAUUCUCAGUAACACACUGAUGCAGUGAGCCAUCGUCCACAAAGCAUAACCACCAUAAACCAUCUAAUUUAUCUGGAGUUUUGCAGUGGUUCUUCCGUCUUGUAGGUAAAUCCUCCAUCGUCCUCGCCUGCUUCAGCACAAGUAAACUCUACCCCCGUGACCUUUGCAAACUGAGAGGAGCAAGAAAAUAAACGUUAAAUCUGAAUUUUUACGACAGAAAAAAAAUCUCACUUCAGUUUACAUUAUAGCAGAUGUGUUGCAUAACUAUUUCCAAUCCACUCUGUACUUGGUAGUGAUGUAAAGUUACAUAAAAUUUAAGUAAUAUACUUAUGCAUAAAUUUGAGGUACUUGUACAUUUCUUGUGCUACUUUGUAGGCCACUGCUAUUUACUAUUGCAGCUUUUCAAAUUAGUAGUAAUAGCAACGCACUGAAAACUGUUUUUUAUAUCGGAUGUUGUUUGCAAAGUUGCUUAAACUGACAGUGUGUUGUAACUAAACUGGACCUUAUAGGGAACUCUGUCAAAAAAAACCCCACCAUGAAGCACUUCAGUCCAUUUAAAAUCAUCACAAAACUCCACAUAUCAUUGGUAAAUUUAAAUCUAAAAAAAAAAUACAGAAUUACCAAACAGUAUGGUGAAUUUGUAAAGCAAACCGGAAUCUGUAAAGGCCAUGUUUGUGCAGCACAACAUUUUCAGGCAGAAGUAUUUUUGGCAUUAAGUCGAGGAAUGUUCGUGCAGCUGUGAACUUAAAGUUAUAAGUUUUGCUUUUACAAAUUAUACAGAUAAAUACUGACCUCAUCAGAAGAUUUAAAGUGUGGAAAUAAUAGCGUUUGUUGCUUCAUAGCGCAAGAAGGAAGUCCUAUAUAAUCUAAAAUGUGAGCCACAGGGGAGAUCUUUCUGUAGAACUUUACAUGCAGGACUUUUAAUUGAAUAUCUUGGUGCUUUUUAGUAGAAAGUGCUGUCAGGCAAGACUUACAGAGUAAACUAUUCCAGAAGGAGUCGUAUGUCGCGUUGCCGGUCACAGCCCCAAGUUUGGCUGGAUUCCUCCUCACUGUGUGCACCGAGAAACCAUCAGGCCCACUGACCUCCACCUCCACCACAUGAUAAUCACUUAACCUGCGGCAUGAAGGAAUGUGAAACUGGAUAAUACAAGGAGACGUGAAUGGCUGAAUGAGGUCAGAUUUUUGGAGAGACUCACGCUGUGUCUGAUACAAUCUCCCCCUGGACACCAGCAAAGCCAAGCGUUCCCGCUGCCAGUGCCGCUGCUGCCAUGGUGUUCACAUUGUUUGGCGCAAUUGGGCACAAUUCUGCCACUGAGCCUCUGAAUAAAACUCUCCGGCCCUCUCCCUCUGUCCAAUCACUGAGGACGUCUCCUGUGAGCCGGAAGCAGGAUGGAUGCUUGGACAUUCUGAUAAACAAAGCCUGAAAAGAAGCCAAGAGAAAAAAGGGUUGAAUUAGAGCACAGAGAAGUUCACCAGAGACAUGCACGGCCAAAUUUAGCAACACUGAGCCACAUUCAGCUGCUAGUAUGCUCACGUUACUCAAGCAAAAGCAAUGUCAGCUUCAUAUUUGUAGUCCAAAAUCUGUGUUGAGUUUGUUUAGCAAAAAAAGAUCUGGGCAAACAGGAUCCACUCUGGCCACCAGCUGUUCACCCUGCUGCCAUCAAGGAAGAGACUCAAAUUAUACAAAUUUACACACUGUCAAGAGCCACUGCAUGCCUCGCUAUAACUCCACAAUACCUUCAAUUUCCCAUUGUCAUUCAUCCUCUGGAUGUCUUGGCCUCCCCAUAAUGCACCAUUGGGGAUGUAGAGCGUCCUUUCAUACUGCAGAGCAGCCUGACGCAGCUUCUGGUUCAGAUCCGGAUCAGAGAGGGCCGAGGGAGAUCCCACC